AUGCAGACCCAGCUCGUUGGUGUGUGUUUGGCAAUCAUCGGCUUUCUUGGCACCAUCGUUAUCUGCGCACUGCCCAUGUGGAAGGUGACUGCCUUUGUUGGGGCAAGCAUCAUCACCUCUCAGGUCUUCUGGGAAGGUUUAUGGAUGAAUUGUGUCAUACAGAGCACGGGUCAGUCACAAUGUAAAGCCUACGAUUCCAUUCUGGCUUUACCACAGGAUCUGCAGGCUUCCAGGGCUCUGAUCUGCGUCUCCAUCGCUGUCAGCAUGGUGGCCAUCGGGCUCACUGUGGUCGGGGCCCACUGCACCAACUUCUUUCGUGCCGACCGGCUGUACAAAGCUAAUAUCGGCGUGGCUGGGGGUGUGGUGUUUAUAUUAGCAGGCCUCCUGUGUGUUAUUCCUGUCAGCUUGUCGGCUCACAGCAUCAUCACAGGUUUCUACAACCCCCUGCCCACCUCGGAGAGGAGGGGAGAACUCGGGGCUUCCAUAUAUGUGGGCUGGGCGUCUGGAGUUCUGCUCAUCAUUGGAGGAGGGGUGUUGUGUAGCACCUACAGAUGCCGAGGACGAUGAGAGGAGGAGAGUACACGGCGUCAUACGUCAAAUACAUACUGUAGUUGAAAAUGCACAGUAAUGUGUUUACUGUGAUGGACUUGGAUCAAAGCUUCUUUUUCAAUAUUCAUUUCAACCUUUGUUAAAUUCACUAUACUGACAUUUUCAAACUAAUCUGUGUAAUAUAUUAAGUGUGUAGCAUAUUCAAUAUAGUAAAUUACAUGACCAGGGCAUGCAGUGUUUGUUUUUUUUCAAAGUGAAGAAUGAAAAAAUGAAGUCUUGUUAAGCCAAUAAUUGUAUAAUGUGAUAUUAUAGGAUGUUAACUGUUAAGCUAUGUUUAUGUGAUUAGUUUUAGUUUGUGCAUAAUAUAUUAUGAAUGAUGCAAGAAUAAUCAGUUUUUAAGACCUUUUAAAGACGAUUGGUUUUAUCAUAAUCUUAAACAGUAUUUUUUAACCGUCAGUUUCGUUCUUGUUUUAGGGAUUUUGAGCGUAAAACCUUCAGAAUUUGAAACAGAAAUAGCUUAAUAAAAAGUCAUUUUUACUCUUAUCACAUGCAAGUUGUGAAAUAAAUUG
This is a messenger RNA of Cottoperca gobio, 1118 nucleotides long. Its product is annotated as claudin-4-like. The transcript has a single exon. The record is from RefSeq and is a predicted model, not a curated record. Gene Ontology annotation, molecular function: structural molecule activity. Gene Ontology annotation, cellular component: bicellular tight junction; membrane. NCBI's taxonomy places the organism in Eukaryota, Metazoa, Chordata, Actinopteri, Perciformes, Bovichtidae. Bases 1 to 567 code for a protein of 188 amino acids.